Molecule: messenger RNA, 739 nt
Organism: Melospiza georgiana
Lineage: Eukaryota; Metazoa; Chordata; Aves; Passeriformes; Passerellidae
Gene: IL18
Product: interleukin 18
Exons: 6
Coding region: 81-686 (201 amino acids)
Source: RefSeq, a predicted model, not a curated record
GGACCACCGAGAGCCAGAAAGGACCACUGAGAGCCACCUCUGCUCCCGCCCCGCAUCCCUGCAGCUUCCCGGGGGUGAAGAUGAGUGAUGAAGAGAUUCUGGUGUAUGCAGUAGAACUUGGAAAAAAUUUCUGCCUCUAUUUUGAAGACGACGAUGAGCUGGAGUGUGAUGCCCUGUGCAAGGAAAAGACCCUGCACCGAGUGCUGAGGAACGUGAACAGCCAGCUGCUGGUGGUGCGCCCCGACCUGAACGUGGCAGCCUUUGAGGAUGUGACAGACCAGGAGAUGCAAUCUGGCAAGGGGAUGCUUUUCAGCAUCCACUGCUACAAAACCACCACACCCUUAGCUGGGCUGCCCGUGGCCUUCACUGUCCAAGUGGAAAACAAGAGUUACUACAUGUGCUGUGAGAGGGAAUGUGGGAAAAUGAUCGUCAGGUUCAAGGAAGGAGAAGUUCCCAAAGAAAUUUCUGGUGAAAGCAACUUCAUCUUUUUCAAAAAGACAUUUACACCUUGCUGCUCCCAAGCAUUUAAGUUUGAAUACUCCAUGGAGCAGGGAAUGUUCUUGGCCUUUGAGGAAGAAGGUUACUUGAGAAAAUUAAUCCUUAAGAAACUGUCAGAAGAUGAAGUAGAUGAAACCAUGAAGAUAAGUUUAUGUAAGUUCAGUCAAAAUGAAAAUCACAACCUAUGAUGGAACACUUCAACAGUUUUAAAAUAGUUUCUUUUUUAUAUAAAAUAAACUUU